This is a messenger RNA of Ipomoea nil (Japanese morning glory), 2115 nucleotides long. RefSeq names its product probable beta-1,4-xylosyltransferase IRX14. Gene Ontology annotation, molecular function: xylosyltransferase activity; galactosylgalactosylxylosylprotein 3-beta-glucuronosyltransferase activity. NCBI's taxonomy places the organism in Eukaryota, Viridiplantae, Streptophyta, Magnoliopsida, Solanales, Convolvulaceae. Bases 307 to 1731 code for a protein of 474 amino acids. The record is from RefSeq and is a predicted model, not a curated record. Gene Ontology annotation, biological process: plant-type secondary cell wall biogenesis; glucuronoxylan biosynthetic process. The transcript is spliced from 3 exons. Gene Ontology annotation, cellular component: Golgi membrane.
UAGAUUUCAUCCUGGUUCAGCGCUUCAGAGUUCAAAACCCUUGGCCAUUUUCGUCCGAAAACCCAGCAAAAAGAUUCAGGUGCUCGAUCAUGGCGUCUAGCAGUAAAGUCAGCCUUCAAGCGAGCAAUCAAUUGUUUGAUUCGUAAGCUUUAAGGAAUCUUUGUGAUGAUUCGCCUUAACAUCUUACCGAACAUUCCGCCUCUUCUUCAAACCCGUUUCGCCUCUGAAUCUUAACGCUCCAGUGAAUCAAUCCCCCCUUCUCCUCUCAUUUGAUUUCGAACUGUGUUGUUGGAAGAGGAGGAGGAAAUGAUGAAGCUGGGCCGGAGGAGCAACAGUUUCCGGGGAGCGUUGUCGUUGGAAUCGUCUCCCGACGGGAAAUCGCCGGCGACGGUGGUGUGGCUUGUGCUUCACGCUCUCUGCUGUCUGAUUAGUCUGGUACUCGGCUUCAGAUUCUCCCGCUCCGUCUUCUUCCUUUUCCUAUCCAACUCCUCCUCCACCGCCUCUAAUACCCUGUACUCUCUCCCGGCCCUCUCCGUUCUAGAAGCUCUGGACCGCGGCGCUCCGGCGAACGCGACGGUUUCGAGCAGCCGCGUGGUGGUUGGGCGGCACGGGAUCUUGAUACGCCCCUGGCCGCACCCCAAUUCGACGGAGGUGAUUCAGGCUCACAAGAUCAUCGAGAUCGUUCAGAGGGAACAGAGGUUUCAAUAUGGCGUCAAGAGUCCUAAGACUGUGAUUGCUAUAACUCCCACCUAUGUUCGAACCUUCCAGACUUUGCACCUCACCGGAGUGAUGCAUUCUCUGAUGAACGUUCCGUACAAUGUAAUCUGGAUUGUCGUGGAAGCCGGCGGAACCACAAACGAGACCGCCUCGUUGGUAACCAAGUCGGGGCUCCGGACAAUCCACAUCGGAUUCCCCGAGAAAAUGCCGAUUCUAUGGAAGCAUCGCCACAAACUGGAGUCCAAAAUGCGAGUUCAUGCUUUGAGACAUGUAAGAGAUGAAAACCUAGAUGGGAUAGUGAUGUUUGUGGAUGAUAGUAAUAUGCACAGUCUGGAGUUAUUCGACGAGAUCCAAAAGGCGAAAUGGAUCGCCGCAAUCUCUGUUGCCAUUCUUGCUCAUUCCGGGGGUUCCCAGGAAAACCAUAUGCAACUGCCCGUUCAAGGUCCGGCUUGCAAUUCGUCGAACAAUCUAAUAGGUUGGCAUAGCUUUGAUCCGUCCCGCUACGGGGAGAAGAGUGCGAGGUACAUUGGAGACAAGGCAGUCGUGCUGCCCGGGAAGUUCGAAUGGGCUGGGUUCGUGUUGAAUUCUAGGUUAGUUUGGAAAGAUGCUGAAGACAAGCCGGAAUGGGCUAAGGAUUUGGGUAGAAUAGUGGAGGCUGGAGAAGAUGUUGACAGCCCAAUGUCUUUGCUGAAGGAUUCUUCGGUCGUGGAACCUCUAGGAAAUUGCGGGCGCAAGGUUAUGCUUUGGUGGCUACGAGUCGAGGCAAGGGCAGACAGUAAAUUCCCCGCCAGAUGGAUAAUCGACCCACGGUUGGAUGUUACUAUCCGAGCAAAACGCACUCCAUGGCCCGAUGCUCCUCCUGAACUGCCUACCGCUGAAAAGUUAAUCCAAGAGAGCACCGAGAAACGCACUACAAAGCCACGAUCUAGAAGACGCAGUUCCAGGAAGAGAAAGCAUGUGGCAAGGAACAUUGAUAUACAAGCCUCGUCUACUAGGCGUUCUGGGGAGAAUUAGUUAUAAGUUGAUAUACGAACUAUACAAGGCUCGUUUAGUAGGGCGUUCUGGGGAGGGAGGAGAAGUAGCCAACGACAUUUGGAGAGUUAUCCAUGAAGUCAGCUCUUAUAUAGCAGUUGAUACAACAUACCAAACUUUUUUUUUUUUUUUUUUUUCAGUGUUGAUUUCAUUCUUUCUUUAUGCCCCUUUUGACUUCUCCUCUCUUCUCUUUUUGAUUUGAGUGAUUAGAGUUGCGAUCCCUCAGAAAGGAACUCAGCUGAGCUGAAAUCUUCCCUUCUUCCAUUAUACACAUGAUUCCAUGAGCUCAAGCUCGAAUACGUUCUUGCUUAAUUUUCCUUUUUUUGAAUAUUAUAUAUUGUGAAUAUAAAUUUAUAAACUUCCCUU